CGCGUCGGUCCAUGUUACGCGUCCAUGGUCCACGUUAUGUUACGGUUUUCGUAUCGUUGACAGACCGUCGUUCGCAAAAGACCAACCAAUCGGUUACUCGCCGUCUUUCGUCACGUAAUUUCGAACAUCGGAAUAUUCAGUAACUAGCAAUUACGUUUUUACGUAAUUUGCAUAUUAUAUACUGCAGUCUGGGUGGUUUGACUAGUACUCGAAAAUCCAUGAUGGCGGACGCUGAAACAUCGCGCUAGUGCAUGCGGACGUAAUUCCCCUGCGUACCUGUGUUUUUGUUUCUGUUCUCGAGGAAGGACAGAAUCAUAUUCGGAUUCGACUCGUCGCGGUUUUCUCGAUCGCGGUACUCUGCUUCGGCUAGAUCGUUCGCGCGAGCAACUCGCAACAUUUUUCUUGCGCCGCACUUGUUCGCGUGUCAAAUUUUUAUGGUGGCCGUGAUCAUGCAAGCACAGCAGCAGCCGCAGCAACAGCAGCAGCAGCAGAACCAUCAACAAAUUGCGGGCACCAGUGUCAUUCUCAAGAUGAACGAGAUACAACAGCUUUCGACAGUUGGGCUACUGGAACUGGCUCACAGGGAGUAUCAAGCAGGAGACUAUGAAAAUGCGGAGCGACAUUGUAUGCAGCUCUGGCGACAGGAAACCAACAACACAGGGGUUCUUUUGUUGUUGUCUUCGAUUCAUUUUCAAUGCAGGAGGCUAGAUAAGUCUGCUCAUUACAGUAGCUUAGCGAUAAAGCAAAACCCCUUGCUGGCAGAAGCUUACAGCAACCUUGGAAAUGUUUUCAAGGAGCGCGGUCAGCUACAGGAAGCUUUAGAAAAUUACAGACACGCCGUCAGGUUGAAACCAGAUUUCAUCGAUGGGUACAUCAAUCUGGCAGCUGCGUUAGUGGCUGCAGGAGAUAUGGAACAAGCAGUUCAAGCAUACGUGACCGCUUUGCAAUAUAACCCUGAUCUCUACUGCGUGAGAAGCGAUCUUGGUAAUCUUUUGAAAGCAUUAGCAAGACUUGACGAAGCAAAGGCUUGCUAUCUAAAGGCGAUCGAAACGCGUCCGGACUUCGCCGUUGCCUGGAGCAAUCUCGGCUGCGUGUUCAACGCCCAGGGAGAAAUAUGGCUGGCGAUUCAUCAUUUUGAAAAGGCGGUGGCGCUGGAUCCAAACUUUCUGGACGCGUACAUCAACCUUGGCAACGUCCUCAAAGAGGCUAGGAUAUUCGAUAGAGCUGUAGCUGCCUAUCUGCGUGCUUUGAAUCUCAGUCCCAACAAUGCAGUCGUUCAUGGAAAUUUGGCGUGCGUCUAUUACGAACAAGGGCUCAUCGACUUGGCCAUCGACACGUAUCGUCGCGCCAUUGAGCUGCAACCGAAUUUCCCAGAUGCUUAUUGCAAUUUGGCGAACGCGCUCAAGGAAAAGGGCCAAGUGGCGGAGGCCGAGGAUUGUUACAAUACCGCUCUUCGCCUCUGCCCAUCGCACGCCGAUUCCCUUAAUAAUCUGGCCAACAUAAAAAGGGAACAAGGGUACAUAGAAGAAGCAACACGACUAUAUUUGAAAGCGCUUGAAGUAUUCCCCGAGUUCGCGGCAGCUCAUAGCAAUCUUGCUUCUGUAUUGCAACAGCAAGGAAAACUAAACGAAGCUCUGAUGCAUUAUAAAGAGGCUAUUCGUAUUCAGCCGACUUUCGCGGACGCUUACUCGAAUAUGGGUAAUACCCUGAAAGAAAUGCAAGACAUACAAGGGGCUCUUCAAUGUUACACGAGAGCUAUUCAAAUUAAUCCCGCUUUUGCCGAUGCUCAUUCCAAUUUAGCCUCGAUCCACAAGGAUUCCGGGAACAUUCCCGAAGCGAUUCAAUCGUACAGAACCGCUCUGAAAUUGAAGCCCGACUUUCCAGACGCGUAUUGCAAUUUGGCGCACUGCCUGCAGAUUGUGUGCGACUGGACCGACUACGAAGCAAGAAUGAAGAAACUGGUCUCGAUCGUCGCGGAACAGCUCGACAAGAACAGAUUACCGAGCGUGCAUCCGCAUCAUUCCAUGCUCUAUCCGCUGUCUCACGAGUUCAGAAAAGCUAUCGCAGCUAGACACGCGAAUCUCUGCAUCGAGAAGAUUCACGUUUUGCACAAGCAACCGUACAAGUAUCCACGCGAAGUCGGUGCCCGCUUGAGAAUCGGUUACGUUUCGUCAGAUUUUGGAAAUCAUCCCACCAGCCAUCUCAUGCAGUCGAUUCCGGGACUUCACGAUCGACAAAGCGUUGAAAUUUACUGUUACGCUCUUAGCUCCGACGAUGGGACGACCUUCCGGGCGAAAAUCGCGAGAGAAGCCGAGCACUUCGUCGAUCUAUCACAAAUUCCGUGCAACGGGAAAGCCGCGGAUCGUAUUAAUUCCGACGGGAUACAUAUUUUAGUCAACAUGAACGGCUACACGAAAGGCGCUAGAAACGAAAUAUUUGCUCUGCGACCGGCGCCGAUUCAAGUCAUGUGGCUUGGAUAUCCGGGAACAUCGGGGGCGAGCUUCAUGGAUUAUUUAAUUACAGACGAAGUUACCUCGCCAUUGGAACUUGCUAGUCAGUACAGCGAAAAGCUCGCUUACAUGCCGCACACGUACUUCAUAGGAGAUCAUAAACAAAUGUUCCCCCAUCUAAAAGAACGCCUCAUUUUAACGGACAAAUUGAACAUGAAGGGUAAAGUGGCCGACAACGUUGCCGUUAUAAACGCGACUGAUCUUUCUCCGAUGAUCGAGAACACAUUGAUCAAAGAAAUCCGCGAGGUGAUCGUACCCGAUGCCAAAAACAAGCCGGUAGAGAUCUCGUUGAAAGUCGCUGAACUGCCAACAACUACUCCUAUCGAGACAAUGAUCGCUUCCGGACAAUGCCAAAUGUCCGUGAACGGUGUCGUAGUUCAAAACGGCAUGGCUACCACGCAAGUGAACAACAAAACAGCUACAGGUGAAGAGGUACCUCAGAAUAUUGUGAUCACAACGAGACAACAGUACGGUUUGCCAGAGGACGCGGUCGUUUAUUGCAAUUUCAAUCAGUUGUAUAAGAUUGAUCCGCUCACGCUUCAUAUGUGGGCACACAUUCUAAAACAUGUGCCAAAUUCGGUGUUGUGGUUGCUGCGAUUUCCGGCGGUCGGAGAGCCAAAUUUACAAGCAACGGCGCAACAGUUGGGUUUGUCGCCCGGUAGAAUUUUGUUCAGCAACGUUGCCGCUAAGGAGGAACACGUCAGACGAGGACAACUAGCCGACGUGUGCCUAGAUACACCGCUUUGUAAUGGUCAUACUACUAGUAUGGACGUUCUAUGGACUGGAACUCCAGUGGUCACCCUGCCAGGGGAAACGUUAGCGUCUCGCGUUGCUGCUAGUCAAUUGAAUACUUUAGGAUGCCCGGAGCUGGUUGCACGGACACGGCAAGAAUACCAAGAUAUCGCUGUUCGUUUAGGCACCGACAGAGAAUACUUGAAAGCGAUAAGAGCAAAGGUAUGGAAGGCACGAUCCGAGAGUCCUUUGUUCAGUUGCAAACUAUACGCGUUGGGUAUGGAAAUGUUAUACAGAAAGAUGUGGGAGCGUUACGCGCGAGGUGAAAAGCCCGAUCACGUGGCGGCAGUAGAGAAGAACGAAAGAGAGAAGAUGGCGAUAACAGCCGCGUCAUAAGAACGAUCUCCGCAAUUUGUUUUUAUUUAUAUGCAGCUUUAAUUCCAUAACGUCUGUUGUCCUGGAAAUUUAGCAUUUACAAAACAGAUGAUAAGCGAUGUUUCAAGAAAAUUCGAUUUUCCCGUAAUUCUCCGUACUUUGUUUUGUACGAUAAAUCCCAGAGUUUAGAGAAUACGUAGAGCAAACAUGUCCAAACUAAGCUUCGGAGUCAUCAACCCCGACCAUUUACCAUGAAUAUCAAUCACAUGCUGCCCGAUGCUAUGCUAUGCGAUACGCACCCAUUGUGAACGUUUCUCGUGAAACCUUUGAUACACGAAUGUUUGACUAACCAUGUGACGUUUAAAAAACAAACAUUGUGGAUUGUCGCACCAUACGAGUCACGAGAAAUAUGCUCGCCUCUUGUGUUUCAUUAUCUUAUCUUCGACCCUGUUAUUUAUACAUUACAAUUUUCGCGUAACAAUUAUCUCGUACAAGACAAUUGUUUAUCUUUAUUUUUAGACGAUUAACUGUCGGACGAAUAAAGGGGUAGGGAUGUAAUUUUUUGAAACAGGUGCACAAGCAUACUUACAGUGACAUGGUUUAUUUCACUUACUGUCCCUAGUAUCUCUACUUUCGAGAGAUUUUUGACGCGUGACUCGUCGACGAUCUCGAAUAGCUACAAAGAUGCUUUCUUUUCCGGUUGUUCUUUGUAGUGAGAUCGUAGCACGCUGCAAUAUUUGUCGUUUGCUUCGAAUACGAUUCGCUCGUAAAAGAAGGUAUAACGAAGAAUAAGUAAGUCUGAGUAUAGAUUAUACGCAUCAGAAUGUUAUCACUAGCAACCGCUGACAGCGAAAAGUGCAAGUUUGUAUUAUAUAUAUAUAUAUAUGAUCGACUGAUGAUACACGUUGUAAAUAUUAUAUUUAAAAAAAAAAAAAAGGAGGUAAUCGUUAGUUAUUACUUUAGUUUGAUAGUGAAUUGCAUAAAUUAAGAUCGAAAAAUGUGUGAGGUAGCGAAAGACGUUGACUGUAGCAAAACUUCUAAUGUACGUCUAUAGAAUAAAAAAAAAUUACGAACAUAAUUUGAAAGAAUGUGAACGUUGUGUUGCAAGAAUGCCUCGAUAAAUAUGCGGUAUACGUUUAAUUUCUGUUUGUGAAACCAUUGCUCGAACUUUGAUAUAACACCGAGUUCUCAUAGAAAUAUACAGGUAAAUAAUCGGA
Hylaeus anthracinus is the source of this 4834-nucleotide messenger RNA. RefSeq names its product UDP-N-acetylglucosamine--peptide N-acetylglucosaminyltransferase 110 kDa subunit (gene sxc). The transcript has 11 exons. NCBI's taxonomy places the organism in Eukaryota, Metazoa, Arthropoda, Insecta, Hymenoptera, Colletidae. The record is from RefSeq and is a predicted model, not a curated record. Gene Ontology annotation, biological process: protein O-linked glycosylation. Gene Ontology annotation, molecular function: protein binding; protein N-acetylglucosaminyltransferase activity. The coding region runs from base 435 to 3638 and encodes 1067 amino acids.